This is a messenger RNA of Paramuricea clavata, 852 nucleotides long. Lineage: Eukaryota; Metazoa; Cnidaria; Anthozoa; Malacalcyonacea; Plexauridae. The record is from the annotation of a GenBank genome assembly.
AUGUGCAAAGCCAUAGCUGUGAAUUGGCGGAUUCCGUUUGCACGACCCUGCAAAGCCACAAUACCGAAAAUGAGUGCAGUCCGCGGAAGUAAACACAAUGCUGUGUUGUAUUCACAGCUAAAUGAUUUUCAACAACAUUUUGGCAAGAAACUUGCAUUUACUGCCGAAAUAAAGCAGGGAGAUAAAGUUCUAGACAUGGGAUGUGGAACAGGCGAAGUCACCGCUUCUGUUGCCGAGUUGGUCGGUAAACAAACUCAAGUGGUUGGCGUAGAUCCCGACAUAGAGAGAAUCAAAGUUGCCGUGCAACAGCAAUCUGGUAUUCACGAAAAUAUUACAUUUGUACAUGGAGAUAGUUCGAGUAAAUUUCCCCAUUUCAACGAACAAUAUUACGACGUGCACUUUAGCAACUUUGUCCUUCAAUGGUUAAAUGAUCGAGAAAAGGAAAAAUUCAUCGACAUCGCGUUUAAAACCUUAAAACCUGGAGGAAAGAUAGCCAUUGUAAGCUACGAAGAAGACCCGGUAAUUGUCAGGGAGGCUGGUAAGAUAGUUCUUGAAGAUAUCGACAAUACAAAAGAAAAGGUGCAACCUUAUUUUGUCAAGAAAUCGGUGAUCGAAACUCUUCUUAGAAGAGCAGGUUUUGGCAUACUUCACAGUAAGUAUUUUCAUAAUCCCUACACAUUUGCCACCGCAGAAGAUUUCCUAGCUUUUGUUUAUUGCUCAGAUUAUUUUGAUGACACAAAAAUAUCUCAAAGCAGGAAAAACGAUUGGGUAAAGACGUUUGUUAACAAAAAUGGAACGGUCACUCUUCUCGAUCCAACAAUUUACCAGAUCAUUGGAAAAAAGCUGGACUGA